AUCAAUUCCAAGCUAUGCUACAAACAUCAUUUUUGCAGGGUUCCGUGAUUUAAGGUGUGGAUUUUGACAACGGCUACAAACAUCAAUUCCAGCGCAUGCUGCUUUUAUUGAUGGAAAAAUAAAAUUACAACGGUGGAUUCAGCUUUAAUUGAAUUAAUAUAGUUAUUAUUUUAGUAACUAGAAACACAUGAGUUCUAAUAUAUUAUUUCUUAUCUUAUCACAACCCAUUUACUCAUAAUCCAAUAAUCUUUCAUCAAAUCCGGCGGAACACCAAUAUGCUUCCUUCAACAACUUCUUCUUCUGCUGCUAUGAUCGAAGCAACAGCGUACGAUGUUUUCCUUAGCUUCAGAGGCGAGGAUACUCGUAAUGGUUUCGUAAGUCAUCUCUACAAAGAUUUGUGCCGAAAGAAAAUCCAAGUUUUUAUAGACGAUGAGGGGCUUCCAAGGGGAGAUGAAAUUUCAGGGGCGCUGUUGACGGCCAUUGAAGGAUCCAGGGUUUCAGUCAUUGUUUUCUCCAAAAACUAUGCUUCUUCCAGAUGGUGCUUGGACGAGCUGGUCAAGAUCAUGGACUGCAAGAAGUUGAAACAGCAUUAUUUAGUGGUUCCUGUAUUUUACGGUGUAGAUCCCUCAGAUGUACGGAAACAAAGAGGGAGUUUUGGAGAUGCAAUUGCAAAUCAUGAAGAAAAUUUAAAGCAUGAUGUUGAAAAGGUGAAAUCCUGGAGAAGUGCUUUGACGUCUGCUGCCAAUUUAUCCGGUUGGGAUUCACAUGUUACUCGGCCUGACUCAACAUUGGUAGAUAAAAUUGUCAAAGAUGUAUUGAAGAAAUUGAAUCGUGGAACCUCAAGCGCUAAUUUAGAGGGUUUAGUUGGAGUUGAGAGGCGGAUGCAGAAAGUUUUGUCAUUAUUUCAAGAUGGAUUUCCAGAUUUUCAAAUUUUAGGUAUUUGGGGCAUGGGAGGUACAGGCAAAACUACACUUGCCGAAGCCAUUUUUUACCAUGUUUUAGAUGGUUUCCAAAGUUACUUCUUUCUUGCAAACGUGAGAGAAUCAGCUGACCAAGGAACAUUAUUUCAAUUGCGUCAGAAACUUUUUUCAACCAUAUUGGAAGAUGAAAAUUUAGAUAUCUCAACACCCACAAUCAUACCAAGCUUUGUUAAGGACAGGCUUUCUAGAAAGAGGGUUUUACUAGUUUGUGAUGAUGUGUCAAAGUCAAGCCAACUCGAGUAUUUAUUCGGAGGAAGCAAUCGACUCGGCCCUGGAAGCCGAGUCAUCAUUACAACUAGAGAUAAACAAGUGCUUAUCCAAUAUGGGAUUGAUCUCAUUUAUAAAGUGGAGGAAUUAGAUAGAGAUGAAUCUGUUCAGCUCUUUUGUCAAUCUGCCUUCAAAAGCAAUCAUCCCACGGAAUAUCAGUUGGAGCUAUCAGAGAUGGUUUUAAGUUUUGCUAAUGGAAACCCCUUGGCUAUUAAAAUUUUCGGGUCCUCUCUUUAUGGAAAGGAAAAAAACUAUCAGGAAAGUGCAGUAAAAGAACUAAAGCAGAUUCCUAACCCAGAUUUUCUUAAAUUGUUGAGAAGCAGUUUUGAUGGACUAAAUCCUGUAGAGAAAGACAUAUUUCUUGACAUUGCUUGUUUCUUGAAAGGGGAGAAUUUAGACUUUGUAAGAAGGAUUAUGGAUGCUUCUUAUGACUCUGCACAUUCAAGUAUCGAGAACCUCAUUGAUAAAUCUCUUAUAUCUGUUUCACAACAUAUGAUAGCAAUGCAUGAUUUAUUGCAACAGAUGGGUCGGGACAUCAUUUACAAUGAAUCACCUUCGGAGCCUGAAAGACGCAGUAGGUUGUGGAUUCCAAAUGACAUUUAUAAUGUGUUAACAGAAAACAGUGGAACAAAAACACCCAAAGGCAUACUACUUGAUAUGUCCAGAAUUCCAAAAUUGGAAUUAAAAGCGGAAGCCUUUCUGAAGAUGCGAAAACUUAAAUUCCUCAAAUUCUAUCUUCCUUACAGCUUUGAAAGGGUUCAAGUGACAUCCAAAAUCCUCCUACCUCAAGGGCUUUUAUCACUUCCUGAUGAGCUAAGAUACCUUUACUGGGAGAGAUAUCCAAUGAAGACUUUGCCCACCAGGUUUGAUCCAAAGAACCUAGUUGAACUUGAUAUGAGUUAUAGCCAUGUUGAACAACUUUGGGAGGGAAAACAGGAUUUACUAAAUUUGAAGAUUAUCAAACUCAACUAUUCUAAGAAUCUUGUAAGAAUCCCGGACCUCUCAAGUGCCACAAAUCUUGAAAAGAUAGAACUUAGGGGGUGUUCUAACUUGCGUGAGCUUCAUUCAUCCCUUCACCAUCUAGAGAAGCUAACUCAUUUGGAUUUCAAUGAAUGUAGAAAUCUUAGAUCUCUGCCUAGCUUUUAUAAAGCCACAUCCCUUAUCAAUCUUUUUCUCCAUGACUGCUCAAAUCUAUCUAGUUUUCCAGAAAUCUUAAAGACCAUGGAGAGGUUGAUAUAUCUUGAUUUAAGCGGAACGGCUUUGAAGGAAUUACCAUCCUCAAUUGAUAAUCUUAUUGGUCUUGUGAACUUGAGUUUGGACAACUGUAAAAAUCUUGUUUGCCUUCCUAACAGCUUUUAUAAAUUGAAAUCUCUUAAGAUAUUCACAAUUCAAGGUUGCUCGAGAUUGGAGAUAUUUCCAGAAAUCUUAGAGACCAUGGAGAGGUUGACAUAUCUUGAUUUAAGUAGAACUGGUUUGAAGGAAUUACCAUCCUCAAUUGACAAUCUUAUUGGUCUUACACAAUUGAGACUGAGCAACUGUGAAAACCUUGUUUGCCUUCCUGACAGCUUUUAUAAAUUGAAAUCCCUUCAGUUUUUCAAUCUUGAAGGUUGUUUAAGAUUGGAGAUUUUUCCAAAAACCUUGGACACCAUGGAGAGGUUGGUGCAUCUUGAUUUAAGCGGAAUGUCUUUGAAGGAAUUACCAUUCUCAAAUGAUAAUCUUAUUGGUCUUAUAAAUUUAAGAUUGAACAAGUGUGAAAACCUUGUUUGUCUUCCUGACAACUUUUAUAAAUUGAAAUAUCUUAUCUUUUUCUCUCUUCAAAAUUGCUCGAGAUUGGAGAUUUUUCCAGAAAUCUUAGAGGCCAUGGAGUGGUUGAGGGUGCUUGAUUUAAGUGGAACGGCUUUGAAGAAACUACCAUCCUCAAUUGUCAAUUUUAUUUUUCUUAUAGAUUUGAGACUGAGCGACUGUGAAAACCUUGUUUGCCUUCCUGACAACUUUUAUAAAUUGAAAACUCUUACCUUUUUAAAUCUUCAAAAUUGCUCGAGAUUGGAGAUUUUUCCAGAAAUCUUAGAGACCAUGGAAUGGUUGAGGGAGCUUGAUUUAAGCGGAACGGCUUUGAAGGAAUUACCAUCCUCAAUUGACAAUCUUAUUGGUCUUGAGGAUUUGAGAUUGAACAACUGUGAAAACCUUGUUUGCCUUCCUGACAGCCUUUAUAAAUUGAAAUCUCUUAACAGAUUCACACUUGAAGGUUGCUCGAGAUUGGAGAUUUUUCCAGAAAUCUUAGAAACCAUGGAAUGGUUGAGCUUUCUUAAUUUAAGCAGAACGGCUUUGAAGGAAUUACCAUUCUCAAUUGACAAUCUUAUUGGUCUUCAAAACUUGAGAUUGAACAACUGUGAGAACUUGUUUACUGCCAUUGGAGGCAGACCAGUGAAGCAGAAACAUCUCCAUGUGUUAUCCCCAUUGAAGAAGUUAAAUUUAUCUGAAAGCAAUCUUGAGAACUUGCCCAUAACCAUCAAACAUUUUCCUUUGUUGAAAGAGCUAAUCUUGAGGAAAUGCAAGGGACUGAAAUCAUUACCAGAGCUUCCACCAAGCCUGGAAUAUUUAGAUGCAAAUGGCUGUACUUCAUUAGAGGAUGUCUCAAGCAUUAAGAAGCUUUUUGAGCAAGCACCAUUUUGUCAGGAUAUAGAUGCAGCUGAGGGCCCUUCAUUGAAGUUGAUGUUCACCAACUGCUUCAAACUAGGUGAGAAAAGUGUGGGGAAAGAUAUAGAUGUAGAUGGCAGCACUUCAGUAGAGGAAGUCUCAAACAUUGAGAAGGUUUUGAAGCAAGCAGUGUUUUGUAAAUCCUUGGGUUUGCUAUUUACGAACUGUUUCCUACUGGAUCAAAAAGCUGUGCGCAAUCCUGAAACACCAAAGUUGGAAAUGCCAUUUGAGCAAAUGUUCACUGUACUAAAAGAUUAUCAUCAGGCACCCCCAGAAAGUAAAAGAAGAAUUAAGAUGCGUACAUGCGUCCCUGGAAGUGAAAUUCCGGAAUGGUUUGAUUUCAAAAGCUUAGGAUCUUCCAUAAACAUCCAAUUGCCUUCAGACUGGUGCUCUAAUAAUAACUGGAUAAACUUUCCAUGUUUCGUUGCUUCCGCCGUUGUUUCAUUCCCAGACUCUUAUAAUGGUAUGGAAUUUGGCAUUAACUGUAAAUGUCAUCUGGAAUCCUGUAAUGGCGACUCUCAUUACCUGAUCAGUUGUUAUGUCUCCGGUGGGUUUGAAAGCGGAUUGUCAGAUCACUUGUUCCUCUUAUAUGGUGGUGAAGAAGUUAGGGGGUUUGGUAAAAGUGAGGCAUCAAACAAGCGUUUUUACAAUUAUGAGGGUUCCUUUAGUUUCGACCUUGUUCUUGAUGGGCAGAUUUGGUCAGAAUGCAAGGUAAAACAGUGUGGGGUUCAUCUAUUAUUUGCAAAUUAA
Molecule: messenger RNA, 4694 nt
Organism: Gossypium arboreum
Lineage: Eukaryota; Viridiplantae; Streptophyta; Magnoliopsida; Malvales; Malvaceae
Product: disease resistance-like protein DSC1
Exons: 5
Coding region: 276-4694 (1472 amino acids)
Biological process (GO): signal transduction; defense response
Molecular function (GO): ADP binding
Source: RefSeq, a predicted model, not a curated record